Messenger RNA from Rotaria sp. Silwood2, 1119 nucleotides. Lineage: Eukaryota; Metazoa; Rotifera; Eurotatoria; Philodinida; Philodinidae. The record is from the annotation of a GenBank genome assembly.
AUGCUAUCGACCAAAAUGAGUUCAUUAGUUUUACUUACAAGCAUCUUCUUAUGUUUGGAGGCUGUGCAGUUUCGUGGUAGAAGUGGCUCUGGGCCAGUUCCUCUUCCCUAUGACCCAAACGAGUUUUUCACACGUCAAGUGGAAAGUACGGCUAAGCAUGGUUUGCCUAAAUGCUUUGAUUGUCAAAAUAUUGCUGUGGUUGGAGCAGGUGUAUCUGGUCUAAUUAAUGCUAUAGAAUUAUCAACGGCUGGUCAUCAUGUGACCGUGUACGAAGCCAGCGAUCAUCUGGGUGGUCGCAUUCUAACACAUCGUAUCCCAGAUAAAGGCUAUAUAACAGACGAUUUAUGGAAUGAUGCGAUGAAAUCAGUAACAUACACGAGUUACGAUGAUCUCAAAGUCAAGUAUGACAAAUAUAGUAUUGAAGGAUACUUUCUUGAACAUGAAAAUAUGUCUCGUGGUGCCAUUGAUUUUAUUUCGCUUAUGUACAAUGUUGAUAUGCAAACAAGUCUAAUUGAAAUGGUUCGAAGUACCGUUAUUUUGACUUUAAAUCCGGAGUAUUCACAAAUUGAUGGGGGUUUCAGUUUAUUGAUUGAUGAGUUUGAACGUAAUUGUAAAAAUGUGCCUGAUAAUCGAUGUAACAUCUAUACAAAUACAAGAGUGAAAGAAGUUCAUUACAUUGAAAAUCCGAAUAACUCUUCCAUUGAUCCUUGGGUUCGUCUGGUGAUAGGUGAAAAUUCUACAGCAAUACGCGUUGACUCUGUGAUUGUUUCGACAACGGCAAGAGCAGCUAGUUUAAUUGAAUUUGAACCUAGAACCUAUUUUGUCGACAAAUAUCGUGCCUUGCGUCAAUUGCAUUACGAUUGCGCAACGAAAAUAGCUCAUUCAUUCAGUCGUCCAUUUUGGCGCGAUGAAAACAUUCAAGGUGGCUACUCGAUUACUGACUUACCUAUAAGAGGUAUUUAUAAUUUAUUUCUAUUCGUUAUGGUGUUGUACGCACUACACAACGAGGAAUUAAUCAAAGCUGAAUUAAGCAACGUGAUUGAUGCAUUAAGAGUUAAAUCAUCUUCUCGAGAUGACUUAAAUAUUAAUGCACCAGUCACGUUGCUUAAUUCAAAUUAA